UUUUUGAGACGUGAGCAGCAGCACUUCAUAUUAUACAGAAAAGAAAACAGGGCGUAGACUUUUGUACUUUGGGGUAUUCUUGUGUUUAUGUGUUAUCUUAGUCCUGUUUUUUUCUGACGAUGAUGAACUAAGCUCUUUAGAAAACGGAGAAGAACAUGGGAGCUCACUCUGUUUUUCUCAUCCUUUUUGGCGUCAUUGCCAUUGCCAUUGUUGUUCAUGGCCAAGGCCAAGCAGGCUUCAUCAGCAUAGAUUGUGGAUCACCCCCUAACAUAAACUACGUAGACACUGACACUGGUAUCAGCUACACGUGGGACGCACCUUACAUCAACUCUGGAGUCAACGCAAACGUGUCCGAACAAUACGGUUACCCGGCCAACCCGGUUCUUCCGUUCCCGCUUGCAGACGUCAGAUCAUUCCCUCAAGGAAACAGAAACUGCUACACCUUAACACCUUCCGAUGGAAAAGGGAACCUCUACCUCAUCAGAGCUUCCUUCAUGUACGGAAACUACGACGGUAAAAAAGCUUUACCUGAGUUUGACCUCUACGUAAACGUUAACUUCUGGUCCACGGUAACGUUCAGAAACGCUUCUGAGAACGUCAUCAAAGAGAUACUAACAUUCGCGGAGUCAGACACAGUAUACGUCUGCCUUGUGAACAAAGGCAAAGGAACUCCUUUCAUAUCAGCCUUGGAGCUAAGGCCAAUGAACAGCUCGAUCUACGGCACUGAGUUUGGAAGGAACGUGUCCUUGGUGCUCUAUCAAAGAUACGACACAGGGUUUGUAAACGGAACAGGACGGUACCAAAAGGAUGUGUAUGAUCGUAUUUGGUCUCCCUACUCUCAACCCUCUUGGAACACAACCACGACGAGCGGCUAUAUCGAUAUUUUUCAGUCUGGUUAUAAGCCACCAGAUGAAGUUAUUAAGACAGCUGCUUACCCUAAAAGCGACGACGAACCAUUGGAGUUGUCGUGGACAUCUGAUGAUCCAGACGCUAGGUUCUAUGCUUACCUCUACUUUGCAGAACUCGAGAGUCUCAAGAGGGAUGAGAGCAGAAAAAUCAAGAUUAUGUGGAACGGUUCGCCUGUUUCAGGAGCUUUCAACCCUUCUCCUGAGUAUUCAAUGACAUUGUCUAACUCGCGAGCUUUCACCGGUAAAGAUCACUGGAUCUCCGUCCAGAAGGCAUCGGAUUCAACACUUCCACCUAUACUUAAUGCUAUUGAGAUCUUUACAGCACAAUCUCUUGAUGAGCUUCCCACCAUAGCUGAAGAAGUUUACGCGAUGGAAGGCAUAAGAUCAACGUAUAAAGUGCAAAAGGCUUGGACUGGUGAUCCUUGCUCCCCAAGACUAUUCCCUUGGGAAGGUGUUGGAUGCAUCUACAACGAUUCUAACCAUCAUAUCAAGUCCUUGAAUCUUAGCUCAAGCGGAUUACACGGACCAAUAGCCUUGUCAUUUAGAAAUCUAUCACAUCUCGAGUCAUUGGAUUUAUCUAACAACAACCUAAGAGGAUUUGUGCCAGAGUUUUUGGCUGAUCUAAAACAGUUGAAGUACCUAAAUUUGAAAGGAAAUAAGUUUGUUGGGUUUAUCCCAAAAGCUCUUAGGAAACAAUCAAAGGCUGGUGGACUUGCACUCAUUGUGGAUGAACAAAACAUUUGUCACUCACGUUCAUGUCGGGAUGGGAACAACAUCAUUGUGCCAAUAGUUGUAUCCACGUUACUGAUCCUUCUCAUUGCUGCCUUGGUUAUCAUAUGCAUUAUUCGAAGGGAAAGAAGAAUAGGAGCCUAUUCAGGACCGCUCCUGCCUUCAGGGAAGAGAAGGUUCACUUACAGCGAAGUCUCUAGCAUUACAAACAACUUCGAUAAAGUGAUCGGUAAAGGAGGGUUUGGUAUAGUCUACCUUGGCUCCCUCGAGGAUGGGACUGAAAUUGCCGUGAAGAUGAUCAAUGAUUCUUCAUUUGGAAAAACUAGAGGAUCAUCUUCAUCAUCAUCUCAAGUUUCCAAAGAGUUCCAAGUUGAGGCAGAGCUUCUUUUGACAGUACAUCACAGGAACUUAGCCUCUUUUGUUGGAUAUUGCGAUGAUGGUCGCGGUAUGGCUCUCAUCUAUGAGUACAUGGCCAACGGCAACUUGCAAGACUAUCUUUCAAGCGAGAAUGCUGAGGAUCUUAGCUGGGAGAAGCGACUCCAUAUAGCCAUAGACUCUGCGCAAGGAUUGGAGUAUUUGCAUCAUGGAUGCAGACCACCAAUAGUACACAGAGAUGUUAAAACAGCAAACAUUCUAUUAAACGAUAACUUGGAAGCCAAGAUUGCUGAUUUUGGUCUUUCUAAAGUCUUCCCUGAGGACGAUCUUAGCCACGUUGUGACUGCAGUCAUGGGCACUCCCGGCUACGUUGAUCCAGAGUACUACAACACGUUUAAGCUAAACGAGAAGAGCGACGUGUACAGUUUCGGAAUCGUCCUUCUUGAGAUCAUAACCGGCCAGAGAUCAAUCAUGAAAACCGACGACGGUGACAAGAUGAACGUUGUCCACUACGUUGAGCCUUUCCUCGAAAUUGGAGACAUAGACGGUGUUGUGGACGCACGGCUUCACGGUGACUUCUCCUCAAACUCGGCUUGGAAGUUCGUAGAGAUCGCAAUGAGUUGCGUCAAAGACAGAGGAGUACACAGACCAACGAUGAACCAGAUUGUGUCUGAUCUGAAACAGUGCUUAGCCGCCGAGCUAGCUCGUGAGCCACAGAGCCUGCUUGAGAAGGAAGAGAAGAACAGGAAGACUACUCCGGUUCGAAAUUAUAGCAUCAGUGACUAUAUUAGCUCGUCGGGGUCGGUUUCGCUUACUUUUGGAGAUAACAACACGUAUGGACCAACGGCAAGGUAGUGAGAGAAAUAAAUCAAGGUUUGGUUGAUCUUAUUUGAUGGUCUUAUCUUUAAAUGAUUUUAUGUUUUAUUUUUGAUGUGUUCUUUAAUUUGUUUGAGUUAAAAUUUGAUUUUGAAGGUUCAUUUGUUUUUUUUCUUUUAUGAAACUUCACAAAACAUUAAUUGUAAGAACAGUUUGUAAAUGUUUUUGUGAUGAAGCGAAUUGUUGAUUUAGUUAUGUUUGAAUACUAUAAUAUUUUAUCGGUUGAUUUAGUUGGCCUUUUUGAAAGGGACUUAAUGUUGCGCAUAGCGGGAUCAUCAGUUACCAGAUUACUAAGUAGCUGACUGAGUCAAACUUGAAUCAAAUUUUUUUAUAUAACUAUAGUUUUGUUUCUAGAGAGAUUUGAAUAUUGAAAAAAGCGUUUUUAAACAUUUACAGAUUUCGUCUACCAUUUGAUCAUAACCAUACGGGUAUGUCUUGUUCAUUCCACUAGUAAAGUUUUCGAUUGUAAAAGCAAUAUAGGCAUAAUAUUUAACUGGAGUUGGAUAAACUUAGAUCAACUUGUAAUUUGUUCGGUUGUUUUCCAAUAGCCAAGUCGACCCCGUUUCAGUAUUUUGUUUGCUCCAAUUAUACAUUUACGUUUCUAUAUCAUAAUAGUCUCUCAUAACAAAAAUAAUGAAGAUAUGCAAUGUACAUAGAUUUUUUUUUUUUCCAACAAAAAGUAAAUUGAACUAGACAGAUUUUGGAGACAAGAGUCAUCUCGAGAAAACUGAAUCAACAUAAACCAUAGUAGAAGGCUGAUUUCUAGCACCUCAUACUAGUUUGUUCACCAUUGUGUUUUGUGCCUUUGGAAUGUGUUGAAUAGUGAAGAUGGAGAGGUAUUUUACAUCGUAAAAACUCUUCCAUGUAUGUAGUGAAAACAUACCACUCUGUUGGUGUAGAUAUCAUCUUUACUAAUUAUGAACAGUUUAUUGCACACACCACCUCUGAAAUACGUAGGGUCUUCAUGAACUCUAUCGUCCAUAUCAAAAAUUCACAUUCUGCAUGUAAAAGUGAUAGACUCUUGCGAAUUCUUGCGAAUAGACAUAUGCAAUGUACAUAGAUUUGUCAAAAAAAAAAAUUGAUUUAAAUAUUUAUAGAGGUAGAUGUUUAAAUAAAUGCUUUAUAAUUUGUUUUUCUUUUUGACAUUAAAGUCGAGAUUGUGGGCUAAUUGCCCUACACAAAUCUAUUAAUUCGCUGAUUACAGAUUUGGCCGGUUCCCCAUAUAAACAUUUCAUUUUUCAUUUAAUUAUAUGUAUGUUACUUAAAAAAUGUUAAUUGUGAUACCUAACAUUGGACUCAUAUGUCGUUUUCAACAUUAGUAAAGAGUAUAUCACAAAUUUUUCAUUCUGAAUCUGUAUUUUGCCUUAGUAUUCCAAAGGUCAAAAUACCAAAUAUGUUACUAAUUGUGAUUACUCGUUUUCUUAAACAUUGCACGUUACUAACUUUUACUAUUCAACAAAACAAUUCAAGUUUUAUAAUUUACGGCAUUACCAAAAGAAUCACCGACUCCUAUUAUAUCAAACUCAGUCUUGCAUCCUUCCUUUUUUGGUUUUUGUCUAAUUAGUUUUUUUUUUUUUAUCAUAGUGCUGAUUUGGUCAGUCUUUUCUUAGUGAUAUUGGACGAAUUGUAUUGGUCAAUGUCAUUUUCUUAUCUAUGUUAUACCUAAAUGGUAUUGGUUGUAUUGGAUAAUGUCAGAUCGAAUGAUUUUCCCAAGCACUACUUUACAAUUGUUGAAUCAGUUAAAUCGUUACUAAUUACACAUUCAAGCUUUUAAACUCAGUCAAAUUUAACUCAUGAAACGAUAUGUUUCAACGUUGAACAGUUCGUGUUUCAGCACAAAAAAAACUAUUUUCAUUAUUCAUUAAUAGCAAAAUUAUUUAUACUGGAUUAAGAAAAAUAAGUGUAAAAGUGGUCUUUUUUAUCUAAAUAAA
Brassica rapa (field mustard) is the source of this 4819-nucleotide messenger RNA. Its product is annotated as probable LRR receptor-like serine/threonine-protein kinase At4g29180. Gene Ontology annotation, biological process: protein phosphorylation. The record is from RefSeq and is a predicted model, not a curated record. Gene Ontology annotation, molecular function: protein kinase activity; protein binding; ATP binding. NCBI's taxonomy places the organism in Eukaryota, Viridiplantae, Streptophyta, Magnoliopsida, Brassicales, Brassicaceae.